Phoenix dactylifera (date palm) is the source of this 1679-nucleotide messenger RNA. Its product is annotated as nicotianamine aminotransferase 1-like. Lineage: Eukaryota; Viridiplantae; Streptophyta; Magnoliopsida; Arecales; Arecaceae. Gene Ontology annotation, molecular function: pyridoxal phosphate binding; L-tyrosine:2-oxoglutarate transaminase activity. The record is from RefSeq and is a predicted model, not a curated record. Gene Ontology annotation, biological process: L-tyrosine catabolic process; biosynthetic process.
UCCCAAACGAAGAAACAAAUACGGGCUCUGAUUUUUGUUCCAUUCAAAGAUUCGGUUCCAUCCAAGCUCGAGGCCAAUCAGUGGCCCUGAACCGCCGCUGUAAAAACGCCCUAACCCUAAGCUCUUCCUCACGCACUCAUGGACAACGGCGGCGGGGGAGGAGCCGGGGGCCAGCGAUGGCGGUUCGGGCCCAACGAAGUCCUCGCGAGCUCCGCCAACGUGAGCAUCCGCGGUGUCCUCACCAGGGUCAUGGCCAACAUCCAGGAGGGCGGGCCGAGGCCGGUCAUCCCGCUCGGCCACGGCGAUCCCUCGGUGUUCCCCUGCUUCCGGACCACCCCGGUCGCCGAGGACGCCAUCGUCUCCGCCGUCCGUUCCGCCAAGUACAACUGCUACUGUCCCACUGUCGGCGUACUUCCUGCCAGAUGUGCGAUUGCUGAAUACCUGUCCCGCGAUCUUCCUUACAAGCUGUCUCCAGACGACAUCUUCCUCACCGAGGGUUGCACCCAAGCAAUUGAGGUCAUAAUCUCUGUUCUUGCACGCCCUGGUGCAAACAUCUUGCUCCCAAGACCUGGGUUCCCAUUUUAUGAGUCACGUUGUGCCUUUAGUGGAUUAGAGGUCCGGCAUUUUAACCUUGUCCCACAAAGGAGCUGGGAAGUCGAUCUUGAAUCUGUGGAAGCUCUUGCGGAUGAGAAUACUGUUGCUAUGGUUGUCAUUAACCCUGGUAAUCCUUGUGGUAAUGUGUUUACAUAUCAGCAUUUGGCUAAGGUUGCAGAAACUGCUAGUAAACUUGGUAUAAUGGUUAUCGCCGAUGAGGUUUAUGACCAUUCCGCCUUUGGAAAAAAUCCUUUUGUGCCAAUGGGAGUGUUCGGGGAGAUUGUUCCGGUCCUUACCUUAGGGUCUAUAUCAAAGAGAUGGGUAGUGCCUGGCUGGCGACUUGGCUGGAUUGCAACGAGUGAUCCCAAUGGUGUUCUAAAAGAAACAAAGAUUGUCGACGGUAUUUUGAACUUUCUGAAUAUUUCAUCAGAUCCUGCAACCUUUAUCCAGGGGGCGAUUCCUCAUAUCCUUGAGUUCACAAAGGAUGAUUUCUUUAAUAAGAUCAUUGAUAUAUUAAGGCAAACAGCAGACAUAUGCUACGAGAAAAUAAAGGAGAUUGGGUGCAUUACUUGUCCCCAUAAACCAGAGGGCUCCAUGUUUGUGAUGGUAAAGCUGAAUUUGUCUCAUUUGGAGGACAUCAAUGAUGAUGUUGACCUCUGCAAUAAGCUGGCCAAAGAGGAAUCGGUGAUAAUAGCACCAGGUAGCGCCCUAGGGAUGAAAAAUUGGCUCCGCAUUACUUUUGCCAUAGACCCAUCUUCUCUCGAAGAUGGUCUUGAUAGGCUGAAAUCCUUCUGCCAGAGGCAUGCAAAGCAGAUCAAGUGAAGCAGGGGUGAUUCAGCAGGCUAAUAAGGUGGUGAUCAGCAACUGCUCGUUGGAUCUUUCUCAGUAAAAUUGUUCAGCAGGCUAAUAAAGUGGUGAUCAGCAACUCUGUGUUGGAUCUCUCUCAUUAAAUCAUUCACAAAUAUAAUGUAGUUGUGCAUGUUGCUAUAUGAGACAUUUUAGGUAAUCUAUAUGUACUUUGGAUUUGGUAUGUUCCCAAGUAAAAGAAAUCCCUGCCUUGUGCACUAGGGCAGGCAGUCUUCAUC